Molecule: messenger RNA, 1374 nt
Organism: Vanderwaltozyma polyspora DSM 70294
Lineage: Eukaryota; Fungi; Ascomycota; Saccharomycetes; Saccharomycetales; Saccharomycetaceae
Gene: MGL2
Product: putative carboxylic ester hydrolase
Exons: 1
Coding region: 1-1374 (457 amino acids)
Biological process (GO): medium-chain fatty acid catabolic process; medium-chain fatty acid biosynthetic process
Molecular function (GO): acetylesterase activity; monoacylglycerol lipase activity
Source: RefSeq, a predicted model, not a curated record
AUGGCUUUUAGUGAACAUUUACCAAAUUAUCUUACCGUUAAAGCUGUUCUUCCGAACCAUCCUAUAUACUUCCAGUUAAAGGAUAGGAAUCAGUCUGUCGGUAAAAAUCCUACUGUCAGUUUCCCAAACCUGAUAGAGAAAUAUGUCCCUGAAUUUAAAAAUGGUUCUAGCAGCAUGCUGCAUCCUUAUUUGAUCAAUGGUCAUUUCCAAACGGCCUAUGCUUCUUUGAAGAAAUUCCAAGACAUUGAUCAAGUCAAAUACAAAAGAUUGGUCUUAAACUAUUCAGAUGGUGGUGAAGGUACUGUGGAUUUUGUAGUCAACGAGGAAAAAGGAUCAACUGAAAAAGCUAUAAAGCCUUAUAGUCCAAAAUUCCAGAAAUUUUUACCUUCAAAGAGCUUUUAUUCUUUCUUUAGUCCAAAUGAUCCUAGAUUGAAAUCAGAUGAUACUAAACCUUUAGUGAUUGUAUUGCACGGUUUAGCUGGUGGGUCCUCUGAAAGUUACGUCAGGUCUUUGGUCCAUAAUAUCACUGAAAACUAUGGUUUUGAAGCUUGUGUCUUGAACGCAAGAGGUUGCUGUCAUUCCACUAUCACAACCCCCCAAUUGUACAACUGUGGCUGGACCAAUGACAUUAGACACUGUGUCAACACUUUGAAAUCAAUGUACCCAAACAGAAAGUUUUAUAUGGUGGGGUUCUCCUUGGGGGCCUCUGUUCUAACCAAUUAUUUGGGUGAAGAAGGUGAAAAUUCUCAAAUAUCUUGUGCUAUUGCAGUGAGUCUACCUUGGAACCUAACCAACGCUUCCCAUUACAUCAAUAGCACAACCAUUGGGAAAAGAGUCUAUUCCCAAGCGUUGUGCAAGAGCUUGGUCAGAUUAACCCACAGGCACAUCGAGGAAUUAAGGAAAAGCCCAACUUUUGAAUCAGUCUAUUCAACUCGUUUCGAAAGCAUCAAGUUCCUAGAUGAGUUCGACAAUUUCUUCACCGGUCCUAUGUUUGGUUAUAAAGAUGGAGUUCACUAUUACGAAGAUGCUUCUGCUUACCAGAGGCUCCCUUUCAUAAGGACCCCAUUCAUUGCCAUUAAUGCAAGAGAUGACCCAAUCACUGGCCCUGUGUUCCCAGAGAAAGAGUUUCAACAGAACCCAUAUACUGUACUAAUCGAAACUGAUAUUGGAGGUCAUGUCGCUUGGUUCAACGGUGAGAAAGGUAAGAGAUGGUAUCUUGAACCAAUCUGUAGAUUCUUAAGCACAUACCAUAAAGAAAUUUCAUCAAAGGGUUACGAACCAGUCGCACCUCCUAAUACCUCCCCAUCAAAAGGUCAGUCUUACGUCAUGACUACUUAUAGAAAACAAAUAGCAUCCAUUAACGAUAAGGUUUAA